Molecule: messenger RNA, 4588 nt
Organism: Oncorhynchus mykiss (rainbow trout)
Lineage: Eukaryota; Metazoa; Chordata; Actinopteri; Salmoniformes; Salmonidae
Product: coiled-coil domain-containing protein 117
Source: RefSeq, a predicted model, not a curated record
AUGUUUAUAGUUAACAGAAUAAAUAGCAAUACAAUAACUGCAGAAUAAAUAAUGCUGUAAUUGAAAAGUGUACACCCAAGGUAUGCUACUGCCCCUUUAAAGCUAGAACAUAUUUUGUACCCAAUGUUGUGAUACUGUCCAAAUGUCUUCACACACUAUUCAAACCCCAUAAUCAAUAAACAGUUUAUGAAGCUGUCUAUAGAUCACAUAUUGCAAACAAAAAAAUUGAACUCCGCAAUUAGGCAUUUCUGGGAGUCCUUGACUAUCGCUGAUCAAUAUCCAAAAAACAGCACACAUUUCUUCCCGUGAACCUGCAGGAUAUUCUCUCUUGUGGCACCAACGUGAGGAUUUAUGGCAAGAGAAACGGAGCAUCAUCCCUGUCCCAUGAGCAGCGAGCUGGGCUUUCUGCCUGCCAUGUACUCAUUCCCUGGCUUAAUCAAUGUCCCUGAAAUGGGGAUCAAUAUUGGCCCUGCAAAUACCCGUCAACACCUACUGGGAGUGUCGCCCCCAAGCACGAGUUGGGAGAGAAGAUGCCUGAGAAAGCACAGGAGGAGAACAGAGGAUGAAGGAUGCAGUGCCAAAAAGAGGAGGCUGAUGGGAGAUGUAGGAUGUGAUCCUUUGGAUGACCUCAGCCAUAAUGUGUGUCAGAUCUGGCCACCAGGUAACAAUGGCCCCCCUCUACCAGAAUCAGCCAGCCAAGCACCUCCCCAGCACUGCCUGGGGACUCAGAACCUGGGGCUGCCCAUAUCCGGGUCUCCCUCCAGUCUGGUCUGUCCAGAAGCAGAAGGCUCCUGCAUCGAGGUGGAGUCUGCUCAUAGAAAACUGCAGGAGAUUGAGGAAAGGAUCAGUCUGGAGGAUGAUGAUGAUGACCUGGAUGUGGAGCCAGCACCCAGGCGGCCAGUGCUGGUGAUGUCUGACAGUCUGAGGGAGGGGCUUCAGCGUGGCAUCAGUGACAUUCUCCCCCACACUGUGGCCCAGUCUGUGAGCCACUCCUGUAUGGAGCUGGUAGUAUGGCGCCUCCCAGAGGAUGCGCUGUCUCGAAAGCUGAAAGACUCCCUGCAGAGGAAGCAGCAGACUACCAGCAGGCAGCCCCCGACCCCCAGUGCCCCUACCACUCAGAUUCCCCUCACCCCCACAAACCCCUCAGGGGAGACGUACUCCCCUCUGUACUGCAGCCCAGGGGCCGGGGCCCACAGCUCUGGAGACGAGGACAUGGAGCUGUAGGGCUUUUGAGACCCAGCAUCAGGAAUGCCCAGAGUAGCUACAGGUCUCAGCCUUGGUUCACUUGGUUGGACCCUCAGAGAAGCCAUGGAGAGACAGAAAAAAACUACAUAGACAGAUCCAAAACUUCACAGUGAUAUGAACGUCUGCUUUGGAUCAAGACCAGGCUGUUGGGCAGCAUGGCACAUGUAUACCACUUGGCCAAAAGAGGGCAAGUACCCACUUUCUUUGUGUUACAGUCAGAUAAUACUGGAUGUAAAUAGCAACUGCCUCUAAAAAACAACUUCUCAUUUAGAAAACAGCCCUAUGUGUCAUCAAUAUGAGUCAGAAACAUUUAUUCUACUGUCAAAAUUGACUACAAAGUGUAAAUAAACUCAGUCUCAUCAAAAAUAGACUUGUGGUCGUGACUGCAUCACAAUGUAAAUGAAUGUUGGGUUUGUUGUCGUUUUUUCUUCUUACCCAGAGUGGGAAGAACUCAUGGAUACAAUUGUUAUGUCUGCGUGCAGUUUGGAGAUGAUGGAAGUUAGCAUGUCGUUAUCUUUUUUUCUGGAAGUCUCCAGGUCAGAGUAUGUGAGCGGAGCUUGAGUGGGGUGAGGAGCUGACCGUGCCCAUUUGACUGGAGCAUAGAGCGAGAUUCCCAAAGGCUGGAGCAUCAGCCUUCUCGCUCCAAUAGCGCUCACUUCACGAGCUCAGGACAUGCCUGGCCCAGCAUGCAUUUGUAGGCUACUUGUGUGCUGCUAUAUACCCUUGCUUUAGCUACUGUCAUGGAGUUCACUAAAUACUUUCAUAAAGAAACUGAUAAAACACACAGGUGCAAAAUCAAGGUGACUUACAAAGAUGAGGAGCAGGAAAGGGAGUGCAGUGAUGUAGUGUCCUCAACUAAAGAGUCAUUGUGGAAUCUGAAAAGACACGUAUCCCAAAAGCAUGAUGGAGUACUUACUAUGUGCACAUGCUGACAGAAAGGAAUGAGGUGGGUAGCUGGCAAAGUGUGUCAUUGUAGAAAAGUAUUUAUAAACAAAAAAUCUGAUCUCUUAAAUGUUUUGUAAAAAAAAAAAAUUAUCUAUACAAUAGGCCAUCGUUGAUUUUGGUCCAAUAGGCCUGACAUAUUCCCGCUUUCAAGGAGCUUUCUGUUUUGACUGGGUUAUUUUGCCUGAACCUUUAGGCCUACCUAUAUAUAAAAAAAUAGAUACAUCUCUGCCCAGCCUGGCAAGAGUGGCCAAAAGGGUGUUUAGCAUCCCAGUGGCUCUGCAACCGCGGGGAGGAUAUUCUCCGCUGCUGGCCUGCUCUCCAGGCACUAUCGCAUGAGCCUGAAGCCACAAACUGGCCAAUCUCUUGUUUCUAAAAAUGAAUUCAAAGGCACUGAGUCUAAUAAGGCAUUUUUAUUUAAUUUGUAUUUCAUUCUAAGUAAGUCACAGCCAAUAUGUACAAUUUAAUGGCUAUAAUGAUUUAAUACAAUGAAAUACUGACCGCUUUAUGUCCCUACCAGCCUAGUGUUGCACUCGCAAAUGCUUCACAAUGUAUUUCUUUGUAGGCUAUAGCCUUGAAAUAAUAAAAAUAAUAUAGGAGUGCCAGAGUGACUGCACACCUCAGCUCACAUAUUCUGCUCCAGGUAGUACAGUAGCCAGCUCCUCACAACAGCAGGGAAAUAGACCUUCUAACUACUCUAAAGUUGGGUGAUGUUGGUCAUUUUCAGUGCCUUCAGAAAUGAUUCACACCCCUUUACUUUUUCCACAUUUUAUUGUGAUAUAGCCUGAAUGGAAAAUCGAUUCAAUUGAGAUUUUGUAUCACUGGCCUACACAUAAUACCCUACCUAUCAUGUCAAAGUGGAAUUAUAUAUAUAUUUUUAAAAACUUUUACAAAUUAUUACAAAAAUUCAAAGCUUAGUCAAUAAGUAUUCAAUCGCUUGGUUAUGGAUAGCCUAAAUAAAUUCAAGAGUAAAAUGUCACAUAAGUUGCAUGGACUCUAUGUGUAAUCAUAGUGUUUACAUCAUUUUUGAAUGACUAUGUAAUUUCUGUACCCCACUCAUAGAAUUAUCUGUAAGGACCCUCAGUCGAGCAGUGAAUUUCAAACAAAGAUUCCAAUGAAGGGCACCUAUCGGUAGAUUGGUAAAAAAUUAAAAAGCAGACAUUGAAUAUCCCUUUGAGCAUGGUGAAGUUAUUCAUUACACUUUGGAUGGUGUAUUAAUACACCCAGUCACCAAAAAGAUACAGGGGUCCUUCCUAACUCAGGUUCCGGAUAGGAAGGAAACCGCUCAGGGAUUUCACCAUGAGGCCAAUGGUGAUUUUAAAACAGUUUAAUGGCUGUGAUAGGAGAAAACUGAGGAUAGAUCAACAGCAUUGUAGUUACUCCACAAUACUAACCUAAAUGACAGAGUGAAAAGAAGGAAGCCUGUACACAACACAAAUAUUCCAAAAUGUGCAUCCUGUUUGCAAUAAAGCACUAAAGGAAAACUGCAACAAAAAAAAUGUGGUAAAGAAAUGAACAUUAUAUCCUGAAUACAAAGUGUUAUGUUUGGGGCAAAUCCUCUUUAGGUUGUUCCUCUUACCACUCUUUUCAAGCAUGGUGGUGGCUGCAUCAUGUUAUGGGAAUGCUUGUCAUCCGCAAGGACUAGGGAUUUUUUUAGGAUAAAAGAAACGGAAUAGAGCUAAGCACAGGCACAAUUCUAGAGGAAAACUUGGUUCAGUCUGCUUUCUAAUAGACACUGGGAGACAAAUUCACCUUUCAGCAGGAUAAUAACCUAAAACACAAGGCAAAAUAUACACAAGUUGCUUACCAAGACGACCUUGAAUAUUCCUGAGUGGCCUAGUUACAGUUUGGACUUAAAUCAGUUUGAAGAAUUUAAAAAAUAAUAAUAUGCAAAUAUUGCACAAAUACCCAGAUGUACAAUGCUCGUAGAGAAUUAAUUUGCAAACAUUUUGAAAAACAUGUUUUCACUUUGUCAUUAUGGGGUAUUGUGUGUAGAUGGGUGAGGAACUGUUGAAGGAUCUUUAUCAAUAAUGACUAAAUAAUGUAUACAUUUGGUGAAGAGUUAUAACUUACAGAUUUAUAUGCUGUCGGUGGAAGAAUAUGUUGGUUCAUAGGCCAAGAGGAAGGGUCAACAGACCUCGUGAUCACAGUGAAACUAACAACAGGAAAUAUGUCUGGUCCCCAACCAGGGAGGGGAGAAACCGUUGGGCGUGCAGUAGAUUGUGUAACAUAUGGUAACAUAAGAUAAGCAAUGUGUAUGUGUUGGAAUGGAAUUGAAAAGCAGCUUUGUCAUUGUCUUGGAGGAGGAGGGACAUUUAUGACAAAAUGAGAGGUAUAUAAACCAAUGUACAUGAAAUGAUGGUUAGAGCUCUUGGGAAUAAACACUAUUGAUUAAUAUUGA